Aspergillus eucalypticola CBS 122712 is the source of this 607-nucleotide messenger RNA. RefSeq lists its product as uncharacterized. The record is from RefSeq and is a predicted model, not a curated record. Bases 201 to 515 code for a protein of 104 amino acids. Lineage: Eukaryota; Fungi; Ascomycota; Eurotiomycetes; Eurotiales; Aspergillaceae. The transcript has a single exon.
UCCGAGAGGGUAUUCGAAAUGAAUUAGACUCGGUACAUCGACUGGUGAUAGGAGAGUCGCAAUCAAAAGCAAAUGUGACUAACGCUCCUGGCGCUGCAAAAGGAAAAGCCAGGAUCUAGCCCCCAUGUGCUCUAUAAACCGCCAAUCAGCGGGCAUUCCUGGUCCGGGGCGCGCCAUGGUCGUGAGGAAUCCGUGCUGGCAUGUCAGGCUGCAAGGGGCUAAGGGACCAAUGGCCCUCUGGCUCUCAGUCACGCAGGGAGAGAACAGACAUUCGCGAGAUGCCGCCAUGCGCUCGGCCGCGUGUGCCAGACAAAACUGGACGUAAAAGUUCCACGACCCGCAAUGUUUCUAGAAAGCCCCUACCGCUACUAUGUAUUCAACCCCACCUGCGCCUGGCUGGUUUGGGCUUAACAAGCGGGGGCCAUAUAUUGAUCCGUCUGCUUCCGUCUGCUUCCGCCAAUCAAAAUAGGGGUACAAAUGGAACUAGGUUUAACCAGAGAAGGGGCCGUAAAUAGGAGGUUAAAAAGCUUAGUGCGGGUGAAGAAGUGGGUGUGAUUUCAGAUGACCAGGCUAGCGUGCCUGCAGGAGCUCGGUAGUCAGCCAGGUG